Messenger RNA from Limulus polyphemus (Atlantic horseshoe crab), 2331 nucleotides. Its product is annotated as phosphotriesterase-related protein-like. Bases 1150 to 2250 code for a protein of 366 amino acids. Gene Ontology annotation, molecular function: zinc ion binding; hydrolase activity, acting on ester bonds. The record is from RefSeq and is a predicted model, not a curated record. The transcript has 8 exons. Gene Ontology annotation, biological process: catabolic process. Lineage: Eukaryota; Metazoa; Arthropoda; Merostomata; Xiphosura; Limulidae.
AUUACACAAAGCUAAAUAUAUUAGUGAUUAUUCAAGGUCGAGUACAGUAAUAAUAACUUCAAUUCCAAAACAUUUCCCCUACGAGUUAUCACCAAAACAAUUGCAUUUGACUUUGACAGGUUCGUUCAGUGCAUAUAAUCUGGGGAACAAUACCUAGAAUCUGAAAAAGACACCUCUUUGUCUCCCCUUUUGCUUUUUCAAAAUUUUAUAAUCAAAACUCCUAAACAGUAUAUAUUUAUAUUGGUAGUAUUAAAUAUUCCUUUUUAUGAUUCAGUAUUCUUAUUCUGGGGAACAAUUCAUAGAACCUAGAAGUGACACUCAAACUACUGGCCCCCAUGUAUCCAUUUUGCCUUUUUUCCAAUAGAUGUCAACAUUCUGAGGCAGUUUGUCUGAAUAAUUACAGUGAAGUCCCCAAAAAAGUUUCCUUUUUGUAGUAGUAAAUGUCCCCUUACCUAAUUUAAUUAAUUGGCAAAGUCUUGAAAUGAAUGAUACUGGUUACUUUUGCUUGUAUUUUGAUAAGUAGAUAAAGGUGGUCAUAAUUUGUAUUCUACAAUUUUGGACUGCACCUAAGGGCAUGCUCUUAUAAACAAUGUUGUCAAUAUUUUUUUUUACCUCAGAUAAGGUUAAUAUUAGCCUGAAUUGUUUAUCAGAGGUGUGAAAUUGAUGUCAUUAUAAACCAGGCGUUAAUUAAAGGCAAACGAUGGUCGUCCCAAUAAAUGGGAUUUAUAUACAGCUCAAUAUACAAAAUUAUUUUGUCAUAUUUUUGUAUACCAUAUAGAUAUAAAUUUUAAGAAACCUUUUGUCAUAACCAAAAUGCCCACAAAACAUGUUGCAUUGGGGUGCACAAAUCACAACUUGAGAAAAGAAGUCAAGUUAGCUUUCACAGAUUUCCAGAAAACACUGAAAGAAAGCAACAUUGAAUAGCUGCAUCUAUAGGAAUAAACAAAGAUGAACCAACGUGGACCCCAGGAAGCAUGCUGUCCUUUGUGGUGCACAUUUUAUGUCUGGUAAGCCUAGCAGUGAUCCUAGUCACCUUGAUUACAUACCAAGUGUUUUUACAUUCUCAACUACCAAUGCAAGCAGUCAUAAGGUUAAACUUCAAAAGGUUUGAGAGUUGCAACAAAUGCAGAAAGAUUGAAACUAUAAGUAAUGAAUGUGUUACAGUUGCAGCUGAUGAACCAAUAUAUAUUGCACAGAGAUAAUUCCAAAGUUCUAGGACUUGUGGAACCAAGUGCAUUGGGAUGUACACUUACCCAUGAACAUCUGUCACAUUGUGCCACUGGAAAACCUUUCCAACCCACGACACCACCAGGACAUGAAAAAUACACAGAUGCCCCUUAUACCUUGGAGAAUUUGGGAUGGAUACGACAGUAUCCAUACAGUCAUAAAGAAAACAUUAUCUUCUGUGGUUCUGAUGUGCAGCAGGCUGUCUUGGAUGAUAUCAAGUUAUUUAAGCUCAAUGGAGGAGGAAGUAUCGUUGAGAACACCACAAAUGGUUUAAACAGAGACUUGAAUUUCAUGCAAAAGGUUUCUGUAGAAACUGGGGUCAACAUAAUUGCUGGAGCUGGUUAUUAUGUUGCUGGAUCACAGUCUACAUCUACACUUGAUAACUCAAUCGAAUACUUUGCUGGUGUAAUGAAAAGAGAACUGUUAGAAGGUGCUAGUGGCACAACCAUUAGAUGUGGAGUCAUUGGGGAACUUGGUUGUUCUUGGCCUCUUCAUGAUUUUGAGAAGAGAGUUCUCCAAGCUGCAGGACUUGUUCAAUCAGAAUUAAAAUGUCCUGUAAUCAUUCAUCCUGGAAGAGAUGAAAAUGCACCUGAGGAAAUUCUACGAAUUUUCACAGAAGCUGGUGGAAAAGCUGAUAAAAUAGUCAUGAGUCACUUGGACCGUACAAUAUUUGAUAGAGCUAAGUUGCUUGAAUUUGCUUCCAUGGGUUCUUACUGCGAGUUUGAUUUGUUUGGAAUUGAGGUGUCUCAUUAUCAGAUGAGUUCUAAAGUUGAUAUGCCAAGUGAUGCUCAGCGUAUUUCAUUCAUACACAGUCUUGUGGAAGAAGGAUUUGAGGACAAGGUUGUUAUUGCACAUGAUAUCCACACCAAACAUCGAUUAAAAAAAUAUGGCGGUCAUGGAUUCUCUCACAUCCUUCUCAGUGUUGUUCCCACGAUGUUAAACAGGGGAAUUUCACAGACUGUUAUAGAUAAAAUACUUAUUCAUAAUCCUGCUCAGUGGUUGGCCUAUAAUAUUUCAUACUAAUGACAUGAUUGAGAGAUAUUUUAAAAUAAUAUACUUAUUUUCUUGUGGUUCUGCUUUUAUAAAGAAUGUAUUAACCUAAAA